This is a messenger RNA of Trichoderma asperellum CBS 433.97, 1401 nucleotides long. RefSeq lists its product as uncharacterized. The record is from RefSeq and is a predicted model, not a curated record. NCBI's taxonomy places the organism in Eukaryota, Fungi, Ascomycota, Sordariomycetes, Hypocreales, Hypocreaceae. Gene Ontology annotation, molecular function: magnesium ion binding; oxidoreductase activity, acting on the CH-OH group of donors, NAD or NADP as acceptor; NAD binding.
CUACACACAAUAUUUAUCUCACUUUUGCCUUAUAUGCCAGUUUCUAUCUGUUUAAUCAUUUCUGAAAGCAUCCCUCAUCGCUACAGCGAAAGCAAACAUGGCGGUCAAACCUCUCAAGAUUGCAGUUAUCCCAGGCGAUGGUAUCGGCAAAGAAGUGAUGCCAGUGGGUGUGGCAUGUUUGGAGUCCCUCUCCAUAAUUUACAACAUCCCAAUGCAGCUCGAGUGGUUUGACUUUGCGAGCUGUGAUUACUAUCAGAAGCAUGGCGACAUGAUGCCUCCCGACUGGAAGGAAAAGCUACUUCAGUUCGAUGCCAUAUACUUUGGCGCCGUGGGAAUGCCUGAUAUUGUUCCAGACGACGUAUCGCUAUGGGGAAGCCUGAUCAAGUUCCGUCGCGAGUUUGAUCAAUACAUCAACCUUCGACCGUGUCGCUUGAUGCCAGGAGUGCCAUGUCCUUUGGCCAACCGCAAGCCGGGUGACAUUGACUUCUGGAUCGUGCGGGAGAACACAGAGGGGGAAUACAGCAGCAUUGGAGGGAAGAUGUUUGAAGGAACAGACCGUGAGGUUGUGAUUCAAGAGACGGUAAUGACGAGGACUGGCGUUGACCGCGUGCUUCGAUAUGCCUUUGACCUUGCACAAAGCAGGCCGCGCAAGAAGUUGACCAGCGCGACAAAGAGCAAUGGAAUUAGCAUCACAAUGCCUUACUGGGAUUCCAGAGUACAAGAGAUGGCCACCAAGUAUCCAGAUGUCAGCGUCGACAAGUACCACAUUGACAUCUUGACAGCUCAUUUUGUGCAGCGGCCCAAUAUAUUCGACGUGGUCGUCGGCAGCAACCUAUUUGGCGACAUCCUAUCUGAUCUGGGACCGGCUUGCACAGGCACCAUCGGAAUUGCCCCAUCCGCAAACAUCAAUCCCGAUGGCAAAUUCCCGAGUCUCUUUGAGCCUGUCCACGGCAGCGCUCCGGACAUUGCUGGAAAAGGCAUCGCAAAUCCGGUGGGCAUGAUCUGGGCCGGCCAGAUGCUGUUGCAGCAUUUCGGACACAAGGAGGCUGCAGAUGAACUGCUUCGAGCGAUUGAGACAGUCAUGGCUCGCGCCGAAGCAAAUGUUGUGACGCCGGAUGUUGGUGGUAAGGGAACAACGAAGGGUUUUGGAGAGGCAAUUCUGAAUGAGAUUUUGGCGAGAGACAACGCGUCAAAAGCAUAAGUACAGGUGUUUGCGGUUUGGUUGAGUUGUUGGGAUGUGUGCCACUUGACGUGUGCCUCAAUCCCUAGGUUUUGAUCCAGAGUGACGAGAUCCUACGGAGCAUUUACAGGUAUAAAAUUAUACGUUUGCUUGUUCUAUAAGCCUUAUAUUUUUGAUAGGCCAUUGGUAUAUUUGGAUAAACAAAAUGAUGUCAUCUCAAC